GGCGCAAAAUUCAGAUUUUUUUCUUCGCUGGUGUGUUCAUAAUUCGUAAGCUACAGAUUUCUUCAUCGAUAAUACUCUUCAGCUUCCGGGAAAAUCCGAUCUGAUAAACUGUAGAUUCUGUGAGUCUCUGCUGCAGUUGCUAUUAAACCGGAAGAGAUGAAGUUCAAGGCGUUUCUGACCGAAAAUGGUGUGAAUCUCUUGGAAAAGAGGUUUCUUCCAGCAUUUGACAAAAUGGGCAAGACCUGUUUUGUUUUCCUCACGAAAGAACACUUGUUCUUCCUCCAUAACCUUCUCAACGGUGAUGGAGUCCAAUGCAUUGCUCAGUUCCGCAAAGACGUUCUCUUUGAUGAUUACCGUCUAUCGAGCCAGAACGAGGACCGUAUAGCCUUCUCCUUGGAUGUUUCUCUUCUGUACCGAGCGGUGAAGAGCAGCGUCAGCAUUUGCACUGAGUUUAGCGGCGGGUUAGCUUCAAACAGAUUACAGAUCAAACUAGUGAAAAAGCUGCCUCCUAACUGUACACAACCAAUGCCAUUCCUCACGUUUGAAACCAAAGGAUACAAAUCUGCUGUCAUUCAAGAUGUUCCCAUCUCGAAACCGCUGUCUCGGUCUCAAGUUAUCGAGCUUCAGACCGCUCUUGACUCGGCCCAAGACCUGCCUCCUACUCUUGUUCAAGUGCAAGACCCGAAUCAGUUACAGAACUUUGUGGAUCAUAUGAAACAUGUUGGGGAUGUUCUUAACGUCACAAUAAGCAAGCAUGGUGAUCUGCAAGUGCAAAUCUCAACAACACUGAUUAGGCUCGGCACUGAGUUCCAGAGGCUUUCGGUUAUUGGCGAGAAAACUCAGGCUCCUGUUGAGGAUAGAAACUUAAGCGCUCAGGCUAGGUCAGAGAGAGCCGUUGCUAGAGGAGAUGCUCAGUCUGUGGAAGUUAGUGUGAAGCAUUUUUCAAAGAGCCUUCACUGUCACUUAACCAAACCAGAUUCUGCUUUCUAUGGGAUUGCUCCUCAAGGUGCUUGUUUGACAGUGAUCUUCCAGUUCAUGGUUCCUGGGACUCGUCAAACCGAUAAAUCCAUCAGUUUGCAUUGCCGGCUUCCCGUUCUGGAUCCAGGUUCCAGCUGAAUCUUGCAAGUUACUACAAAAUCUUAUGAUCAAAUGUUGUAGUUUGCUUUUUCAGAUUAAAGACUUUUCCAUAAAGAUCAAAUAUGUACCAUUACACUC
This is a messenger RNA of Eutrema salsugineum, 1215 nucleotides long. RefSeq lists its product as uncharacterized. Gene Ontology annotation, cellular component: nucleolus; checkpoint clamp complex; site of double-strand break. Gene Ontology annotation, biological process: meiotic DNA integrity checkpoint signaling; telomere maintenance; mitotic DNA replication checkpoint signaling. The transcript has 3 exons. The record is from RefSeq and is a predicted model, not a curated record. Bases 157 to 1116 code for a protein of 319 amino acids. NCBI's taxonomy places the organism in Eukaryota, Viridiplantae, Streptophyta, Magnoliopsida, Brassicales, Brassicaceae.